Messenger RNA from Sesamum indicum (sesame), 2938 nucleotides. RefSeq names its product CRS1 / YhbY (CRM) domain-containing protein. The record is from RefSeq and is a predicted model, not a curated record. NCBI's taxonomy places the organism in Eukaryota, Viridiplantae, Streptophyta, Magnoliopsida, Lamiales, Pedaliaceae. Gene Ontology annotation, molecular function: mRNA binding. Gene Ontology annotation, biological process: RNA splicing, via transesterification reactions.
AUCUUAUCAUCAUCCUCUUCAAGGCCUUCUCACUUUCAGUAUCAGUGAAAGCUCAGCAGCCGAAAAUGGCCCUCUCGACGGCCAAAUUAACCGAACUGCCACCGCACCUCCUAUCAGCAUUCUCUAUCCCGCGCCGUAAACCGCUGCGUUCUCCUCUCCUCCUCCUCAAACCCUUCUCUUCUUCUCUCCGCUCCACUAAAUUACCCAAUACUUCCUCCAAAAACCCAAAUAGGCCUACAACUUCCUCCUCUGGUUCCUCUUCUUGGAUCAACAAAUGGCCUUCCCCUCCUCCGGCGCCACCGACGCCUCCUAAAGCCGGUGUUAAAAAUACGGAAGCGAAAACCGAAACAAUUCGGGGAGGUACCACGGCAAUUGAUAGAAUUGUACUCCGGUUGCGGAAUUUAGGUUUAGGUUCUGAUGAUGAAGAGGAAGAAGAAGGGGAAGGUGGACUAGCUAUAAGUUCGGAGAAUGCUGAUUCUAACUUGCAUGAUUCUACAAAUGUUGAAUUCGGCGAUGAAAAGCUGGGGGACUUGUUGAAGAGAGAUUGGGUUAGACCGGACACGAUUUUAGUUGAAAAUGAUGAUUAUGAUUCGGAUUCGUUGUUGCCGUGGGAGAGGGGUGUGAAUGAGGAUGAGGAAAUGGAUGAGGAUAGAGUGGCAGUGAAGAAGCGGCCAAUGCGAGCGCCUACAUUGGCCGAACUGACUUUAGAGGAUGAGGAGCUGAGGAGGUUGAGGAGAAUGGGGAUGACUUUGAGGGAGAGGGUGAAUGUGCCUAAGGCCGGAAUCACGGGUGCUGUUUUGGAGAAGAUUCAUGAUAAGUGGAGGAAAUCUGAGCUGGUAAGGUUGAAGUUUCAUGAAGACUUGGCGCAUGAUAUGAAGACUGCUCAUGAGAUAGUUGAGCGCCGGACAGGGGGCCUAGUCACAUGGAGGUCAGGAAGUGUUAUGGUGGUGUUUAGAGGAACUAACUAUGAAGGCCCUAUUUCAAAACCGCAAAGAAUGAACAGUGAGGAUGAUGCUCUUUUUGUCCCCAAUGUUUCCUCCCUUGACAACUCGGUCACCAGAACUAGUGAUGGUAAAAGUCCGGUUAUUGAGAAGUCCAAUCCAGUUAUCUCUGCCCGUGCUGAAAGCAUGUCAGAAGAGGAAGCAGAAUACAACCGGCUAUUAGAUGGUUUAGGUCCACGCUUUGAAGAUUGGUGGGGUACAGGUGUGCUUCCUGUUGACGCUGAUUUACUUCCUCAGACAAUUCCUGGAUACAAGACACCUUUUAGACUUCUUCCCGCUGGAAUGCGUCCACGACUAACCAAUGCCGAGAUGACUAACUUACGGAAGCUUGCUAAGUCGCUUCCUUGCCAUUUUGCUCUUGGAAGAAAUAGAAAUCAUCAAGGUUUAGCAAUAUCCAUAAUUAAGCUUUGGGAAAAAAGUUUACUUGUAAAAAUUGCUGUGAAGCGUGGAAUCCAAAAUACUAACAACAAAAUUAUGGCUGAGGAACUGAAGAAAUUAACAGGGGGAGUGUUACUUCUAAGAAACAAAUAUUACAUAGUUAUGUACCGGGGAAAGGAUUUUCUUUCUCCCAGUGUGGCUGCUGCCUUAGCAGAAAGACAGGAAAUGACAAAACAAAUACAAGAUAUUGAGGAGAAAGUCCGGGGAGGACCAGUAGCAGUGCCAGUGGCUGAAGAGAAGGAAGCUUUGGCAGGUACUUUGGCAGAGUUCUAUGAGGCUCAGGCUCGGUGGGGAACUAACAUAUCUGCUGAGGAACAUGAAAAGAUGAUAGAAGAGGCAUCCAGAGCCAAGCGUGACCGUGUGAUCAGACGAUUUGAACAUAAAAUAGCCAUUGCUCAGGCAAAGAAGCUCAAAGCAGAGAAACUGCUAUCUAAAAUAGUGGCUUCUUGGGUUCCUGUCAGUCCUUCAGAUGACCAGGAGACGAUUACAGAUGAGGAAAGAGUCAUGUAUCGUAGAGUUGGAUUACGGAUGAAAGCAUACUUGCCACUUGGCAUUCGUGGCGUUUUUGAUGGUGUUAUUGAGAACAUGCACCUGCAUUGGAAACAUAGAGAACUUGUAAAGUUAAUAUCAAAGGAAAAAGAGCUUGCUUUUGUUGAAGAAACAGCACGACUUUUGGAAUAUGAGAGUGGUGGAAUACUAGUGGCAAUUGAAAGAGUUCCAAAAGGCCAUGCCUUGAUUUACUAUCGUGGCAAGAAUUAUCGGCGACCUAUCACUCUGAGACCAAGAAAUCUGCUGACUAAGGCAAAAGCACUGAAGCGUAGGGUUGCCUUGCAGCGAUAUGAAGCUCUCAGUCAGCACAUAUCUGAACUGGAGAAAACCAUUGAGCAAAUGAAGCAAGAAAUUGGCAAUUCUGCAAAUCUGGAGAACAGCAAGCAUUGGAACUCGGAGGAUUCAGAAUUGAGUGAAAGUGAAGAUGACGCUUCAAGCAUUGCUUCUGAUGGUGACGAAGAUGAGGAUGAAUGGGGGGAUGAUGAAGAUUUUGAAUUUUCUAGUCUCGAAGACACAGAUUUAUUGUCACAUAAAGCAGGCUGACUAAAAGUGUCAACCAGUGUUCUUGUUAACUCAUAGCAUGGAAUAUCUGGACGAGUAGCUAUGCCCGGUGAGCUAUUCUAAGAUGACAGCAGAGCUAGAGCAAGCACAAGAAACAGUCAACGAUGCUGGAUGCCAUAUUAAGCGCCAACUGCGAUGUAAGUUUAUGAUUUUGCACAUGGGCAGCAGUGUACAGUAAUAAUCUGUACGUGAUUGGGUGUUCGAUGAGGUGCUCCUGUAUAAUAACUCCAACUAAGAAGCCACUAUAAGCUUCAAGCUGUAAUUUGUAUAUUUGGUUUCCCUAUUUAUUGCAAGACGAACUCUUACACUUGUAAGUAGAUAGCCAAUUCUGUACUUGAAUUAUUAAGUUACUAUAGUUUUAUUGACUUCUUGCCAACACUACCACUCAA